GUCCCAAUCCGCUUCUUGUUGUGGGCUUGCGUUUGACAGCGCGGGUUGUGUUUAGUUCGCGGGAAGACGAGCUGUAUUUGUAAUUAUAAGCAAGUGAGUUACAGUGCUUUGAAUAUAUACAGUAUAUAAAAACUAUUAAGAAAACUACUUAAUAAAUUACAGCGAAAUGAGUUUAUGGGUGGAUAAAUACAGACCGACCUCUCUGUCGAAGUUGGAUUUUCACAAGGAUCAGGCCAACAUGUUUAAAAACCUGGUGCAAGGGGGAGACUUUCCCCAUUUGAUGGUGUACGGUCCCUCCGGAGCUGGAAAGAAAACACGGAUUAUGUGCUUGCUGAGAGAGCUGUACGGUGCCGGGGUUGAAAAGCUCCGAAUUGAACAUCAGUCCAUCACAGCUCCUUCAAAAAAGAAAAUUGAGAUCAACACAAUAGCAAGCAACUAUCACCUUGAGGUCAAUCCCAGUGACGCAGGGAACAGUGACCGUGUGGUUGUCCAGGAACUGAUAAAAACAGUGGCACAGUCUCAGCAGAUCCAGACCAGCACCCAAAGAGAAUUCAAAGUGGUGCUCCUGACUGAAGUGGACAGGCUAACAAAGGAUGCCCAGCAUGCUUUGCGAAGGACGAUGGAGAAGUAUAUGGCGACCUGCCGGCUGAUACUGUGCUGCAACUCCACCUCUAAAGUCAUUGCUCCCAUCAGGAGUAGAUGCCUGGCUGUGCGAGUGCCAUUACCGAGCGUGGAAGAGGUAUGCAGUGUUCUGACCAGCGUGUGCAGGAAAGAAGGCCUGAUCCUUCCUGGGGAGCUUGCAAAGCAAAUUGCUGAGAAGUCGGGGCGCAAUCUUCGCAAAGCUCUGCUGAUGUGCGAAGCCUGCAGAGUGCAACAGUAUCCUUUCUCUGUGGACCAGGAAAUUCCUGAGACAGACUGGGAGGUUUAUCUGAGAGAGACAGCCAACGCCAUUGUCAGCUUGCAGAGUCCACAGAGACUGUUUGAAGUCCGGGCAAGACUGUAUGAGCUUCUCACUCACUGCAUUCCUCCAGAAAUCAUCAUCAAGGGCUUGGUCUCGGAGCUCCUGAGCAACUGUGAUGGACAUCUGAAAGCUGACGUUGCACAGAUGGCUGCUUACUAUGAGCACCGGCUGCAGCUUGGAAACAAAGCCAUUUAUCAUCUGGAAGCCUUUGUGGCCAAAUUCAUGGCCAUCUACAAGAAAUUUAUGGAGGAUGGGCUUGAAGGCAUGGUGUUUUGAGAUGUUUAAGUGUAUAAAAUUGUCCUGUUUAUAGUGCAUUUUUCAAAUGUUCAUAUGUACAGUGCUGAACCUGCAUCCUUGAGUGGUGCUUGUGCACGCAAUCUGGCAGAGAAAUGUUUGGCAACAAGAAGUUAAUUCAACGCUGAAAAUAAAAAAUGAAA
Lepisosteus oculatus (spotted gar) is the source of this 1398-nucleotide messenger RNA. It is a transcript of the gene rfc3, whose product is annotated as replication factor C (activator 1) 3. Gene Ontology annotation, biological process: DNA-templated DNA replication; DNA repair. Gene Ontology annotation, molecular function: ATP hydrolysis activity; DNA clamp loader activity; DNA binding. NCBI's taxonomy places the organism in Eukaryota, Metazoa, Chordata, Actinopteri, Semionotiformes, Lepisosteidae. The record is from RefSeq and is a predicted model, not a curated record. Gene Ontology annotation, cellular component: nucleus; DNA replication factor C complex.